Messenger RNA from Malurus melanocephalus (red-backed fairy wren), 2233 nucleotides. RefSeq names its product hyperpolarization activated cyclic nucleotide gated potassium channel 4 (gene HCN4). NCBI's taxonomy places the organism in Eukaryota, Metazoa, Chordata, Aves, Passeriformes, Maluridae. The record is from RefSeq and is a predicted model, not a curated record. The transcript has 6 exons.
AUGCAGGAAGCUCAGUACUCGGAGCUCCGGGCUCGCUCUCACUCCCAGCGGGGAGUCACCGAAACUGCAGGAGAAACGAAAACUCUCCAACAACAUUUUUAAUGUCAGAAAGUCAAGGCAUCNAUGCCGCUGUUCGCCAACGCCGACCCCAACUUCGUGACGUCCAUGCUGACCAAGCUGAAGUUCGAGGUUUUCCAGCCCGGCGACUACAUCAUCCGCGAGGGCACCAUCGGCAAGAAGAUGUAYUUCAUCCAGCACGGCGUGGUCAGCGUGCUCACCAAGGGCAACAAGGAGACCAAGCUGGCCGACGGCUCCUACUUCGGAGAGAUCUGCCUGCUGACCCGUGGCCGGCGCACGGCCAGUGUCCGAGCCGACACCUACUGCCGCCUCUACUCGCUCUCGGUGGACAACUUCAACAUCCAGAUACAAAUGGAUAUGGAUACAGAUAUUGGUACAGAUGCAGAUAUUGAUACAGAUAUAGAUAUGGAUAUWGAUACAGAUACUGAUACAGGUGCAGAUACAGGCAAGAAAAACUCCAUCCUGCUGCACAAAGUGCAGCACGACCUCAACUCGGGCGUGUUCAACUACCAGGAGAACGAGAUCAUCCAGCAGAUCGUGCAGCACGACCGGGAGAUGGCCCACUGCGCGCACAGCGCUCAGGCCGCGGCCGCCGCCGCCUCCACGCCCACGCCCGUCAUCUGGACGCCGCUGAUCCAGGCGCCGCUGCAGGCGGCCGCCGCCACCACCUCGGUGGCCAUCGCCCUGACGCACCACCCGCGCCUGCCCACGGCCAUCUUCCGCCCGCCCGUGUCCGUGCUGGGCUCGCUGGGCCAGCAGCCCGGCCAGACCCCGCGGCAGCUCAAGCGCUUCCAGUCGCUGGCGCCGUCGGCCGGGCCCUCGGCCGUGGGCUCGCCGUCCAGCACCCCGUCCCAGCUGCACACGCCGGGCGCCGAGACGCCCUCGUCCUCCUCCUUCCACAUCCAGCAGCUCGCGGGCUUCUCGGCCGCCGCCGGCCUGGGCCACUUCCAGGUGGGCUCGCCUCCGGGCGGCUCGGGCCAGCCGGGGCUGGGCAGCGGCUCCUCGGCGGGGCUGGGCCAGUUCCAGAACGCAGCCUCGGGGUCACCCUUGGGCGCAGCUCAGCCCCCGCAGCMGCAGCAGCAGCAGCMRCAGCAGCAGCAGCCGGUGCUCUCCAGCAGCGGAUUCGGGCACUUCCAGCAGGCCGCAAGCAGCUCGCCAUCGACAUCCCUCACCCAGCUCUCAUCAAACUCGCCCCCCAGCCUCCUGAACCAGUUCCAGCCCGCCCCGAGGCCGCUGCAGGGGGGACAGUCGCAGCAGCUCUCGGGCAGCGGGACGCUGGCGGCGAUGAACCACUUCCAGCCCCCUCGCUCCUCCAACUCGCCGUCGUCCAGCCUGAGCCAGCUGGCGCAGGCGGCGGGYGGGCCGGCCCCGGGCCCCUGCCCAACGCAUCCAAGUGCUUUAGGAUCUCUGACGGGAACCGUGGCCCAGCUGCACCACGAGCGGCCGCCCCCGUUCGCCUCGGCCGCCCCGUCCCCGCUGCAGCAGCCCGGCGGCGCCUCGCCGUGCUUGCCCCCGUCCGGCCUUAGCCCGCCCAGCCAGAGCCCGGUGGCCGGCAGGACUUGGCAGAGCGGCCCCUUGGCGGGGCCCGGCGGCUCGCAGGGCUCGCAGGGCUCGCUGCUGCUGCCGCAGCCCGCCAGCCCCCCCGGGCAGCCCCCGCCGCGGGCCACGGGGCCCCCGGGCCGCCUCAACCAGGACAUCAAGCUGAUCUCGGCGUCGCAGCCCUCGCUGCCGCAGGAGCUGGCGCAGCCGCUGGGCCGCCGCGGCUCCCCCCAUUCCUCCGGGGAGUCGGUGUCCGGCUUCUCCCCGUUCCCCGGCGGCGCUGGGCUCCUGGGCAAGCCCUGCAGCUCCAUCCCCGGCCGGGUGACUUUGCCACGCCAGAUGUCCUCAGGGUCUCUGCCGCCCCCGCUGGUGCUGGGGGCCGCCGCUCUGGCCGCGGGCGGGCGSAAGGAAUCCAUCGUGCUCACGGGGGACCUGGAGCCCGUGCGCUCCAAGCUGCCCUCCAACUUGUGAGGACUCCCGGGGAGCUGCCUCCUGUGCCAGCCCUGCCAUCAGCUCCUGAAGAGUUCACCCAGCAGUUCUUUCCUUCCCUUUUCCCCCGCGCCGCUCCCGCUUUUUCUUUUUUUUUUCUUUUCUCCAUUUCUUUUGUUUAGGUUUA